Molecule: messenger RNA, 330 nt
Organism: Emiliania huxleyi CCMP1516
Lineage: Eukaryota; Haptophyta; Isochrysidales; Noelaerhabdaceae
Exons: 3
Coding region: 1-330 (109 amino acids)
Source: RefSeq, a predicted model, not a curated record
AUGUCACGUCGAGACCUGGCCGGUCUUGGAGACAGCAACGUCAUCGAAGAGGGCCGCAGCAAGAGCGACUCUGGCCAGAGCGACAGCGACAACGAGCCCUCGCUCACGUCCGCCCGCGGCCCAAAGAAGGGGCGCGCGUCGGGCGCAGCAAACGGCGCCGAGGCGUCGGCCUCCAACGGCGCCCAGCUCGACGGCGACGCCGAGGUCGACGAGUUCGAUCUCAAGCCCCGCCGGCUCGAGCAGUGCUUUGGCGCGCGCGACAGCGCCUCCGCCCGCCAGCCCCUGGCUGCGUCGGGCCCUGGCCAGAGCCGCGCGAGGAGCCGCUCCUAG